UCAUUGGGUGGGUUGUGCUCUUGUUUGCUGUUUCAUGGAUAUGAAUAUGAAUGGCGGCGCCGGCGCGACCUUUACUUUCCUUCUCUAACCCGAGGUCCGUCCAUAUAACCGUUUCAUAAGAACUGUGUUUCAUUUAUAAUAUUGAUGUAUUACAUGUAUGUGUGCAAUGUGCUUGUGUUAAAAUGAUACCAUCUAUCGCUUUCGACAAUAUAAAUUAAAAUUUCAGCUAUGUUGCGGCUGUAUCUCAGCUGCUACUUCAUUUAUUACAAUGCAAUUAAAUGGCGAACAUAAUAUUUAACCAAUUACAAUGGCACCAAUGGUUAUUUAUACAGUCUAUAUCUUUGCAAUAUUCUUCAUCAGUGUCUGGUGCAGUAUGUGGAUCCUACAUAUCCUAGCUAUUAUCUAUGGGAGAUAUCGUCUGCAUCAAAAACUAUCUCAAAUCCAAGCAGAUGCACUCUUAGGUGUUUCCAUUCUCAAACCACUCAUGGGGGUUGAUCCACAUUUAUCCAGCAACCUGGAAUCAUUCUUUACAAUGAACUACCCAAAGUAUGAGUUAUUAUUUUGCAUAGAAGAUGAGAAUGAUCCAGCCAUAAUGCUAGUCAAAGGUUUGAUGGAUCGAUAUUCGAAGGUUGAUGCAAAGCUAUUUAUAGGUGGAUCCUGUGUUGGAGUAAAUCCCAAAAUAAAUAACAUGCAUCGAGCAUAUGAAGCUGCUAAUAAUGAGUUUAUUUUGAUCUCUGAUAGUGGAAUCCGUAUGAAAGAAGACACUUUGCAAGACAUGAUGAAUUUUAUGACAGAAACAACAGCUUUGGUCCAUCAGAUGCCUUUUACUAGUGAUCGUGAAGGUUUUCCAGCUACUCUAGAAAAGAUCUAUUUCGGCACUGCCCAAUCUCGUAUAUACUUAGUUGCCGAUUUAAUUAGGAUUAAUUGCCAUACGGGCAUGUCCGCUUUAAUGCGAAAGUCUUUGCUCGAUGAGAUAGGUGGUCUUAAGACAUUCGGCUGCUAUUUAGCCGAAGAUUUUUUUAUUGCAAAGUCGUUCACAGACCGUGGCUGGCGUAUAAGAAUCAGCAGCCAGCCGGCAAUGCAGAAUUCAGGCAUUUGCGAGGUGAACAGUUUUCAAGCCCGUUUAACAAGAUGGGCAAAAUUAAGGGUGGCCAUGCUGCCCACGUUCAUUAUCAUAGAGCCGCUAUCCGAGUGCCUGGUGAAUGGAUUUUGCGCCGCCUGGGCAGUCAAUGUACUUCUGAAGUGGGAACCAGUGAGCUUCUUUUUGAUACACGUACUACUUUGGUUCCUGUGUGAUUGGAUCUUAUUGUCUAUUGUCCAGAAUGGUUCACUGCCAUUUAAUAAGUUUGAUUUUGUCGUUGGAUGGCUGUUUCGCGAGUGCUCAGGUCCGUGCUUAUUCCUACAUGCUUUAUUGAAUCCAGCAAUAAAAUGGCGAUCCCGAGUUUUUCGGUUGGCCUGGGGAGGAAUCGCAGAGGAGCUGAAGCCCAAAAAGGAAUCGACUCUAAAGUAUCAGACGUAACUUUGGGAAUCAGCGCAUUUGGAAGUCAACUCAUUAUUGAAAUGAACAAAAAUAUAAGUAGACAACAAAAAGAGUAAACUUUUUCAAUAAUAAUAAUAGGAAACAAAAACCAUUUGUAUGUACAUAUAAAUAUUAAUUGAAAGUGUCUUAAAGGAAGGGCUGAGAGAUCUUAUUUGUAUAUUUUAGACGAACACGUCUUAAUGUCUCCGAUAUUACGAAGCGCCUCAUAUCUGUGGGUUAUUUAUUUACAUUUCACUAUCGUUUGAGGCCUAUGUUCAUUCUUUGCCACAUUAGUAUACAUAUCAGUUUAUGUAAUCUCUCUUUCUCUCUCUCUCUCUCUAUGUAUCUAUUAAUUUGGUAGGAUGAUAAAACAUAGGAAAUACAUUAAUUAAUUAGUUGAAGAAAUAAGCAGAAGGUACUAAAUGCCCUGGGGUUAACGUUAAAUUGAUUUGUUUUGUUUUUGUUUUUAUGAAAAUGGGUCCAAACCUGAUUUAUGAGAAGCUGAGAAAGAAGAAGAAAAUAUGAUAUAUUGAAAGAUCUGAGAAUUUAGUAACUGUUAUGUCGCAGGGCCUAUUCGACAUCAAGCAAUUCUUCUGUUUUACGCAGUUUAAUUUUAAAGACAUAUUUAACCAAUUGAGCUUUUUAUAAUAAUAUACGCAUGUAAAUUAAAAUUGUAUUUUUUUUUAAAUGAAGGCUGCGAUUGUCGCAUUUUUAUCUUCCCGGCGCUCAAUUAACAAGAAACUUUACUUUUAUUUAAAAAUCUAUUAUUUUCUUGACAAGGUUCAGUUAAACUAGUAUCUGCCAAACAAUGUACCACGAGAUAUUCCAAAUGUGCCGUGAAGUUAACAAGUUUGGUAAACACUGGUUUAAGUUAUAUAAAUAUUGUGGAUGUGCUUAUUUAUCUGUUCGUAUGCAUAAUGUUCACGUUUUUAUACUAAACACAAUUAUGUUAUAUAUAACAAAAUUGAAUGAAACACGGUGAGAGACUGAAUUAUCGGAAGUAAAAACUAAUUAAUUAUGAAACAAAAGUUAUAGUUUUGCAUGGU
Molecule: messenger RNA, 2565 nt
Organism: Nicrophorus vespilloides
Lineage: Eukaryota; Metazoa; Arthropoda; Insecta; Coleoptera; Silphidae
Product: ceramide glucosyltransferase
Exons: 7
Coding region: 308-1519 (403 amino acids)
Biological process (GO): glucosylceramide biosynthetic process
Cellular component (GO): membrane
Molecular function (GO): ceramide glucosyltransferase activity
Source: RefSeq, a predicted model, not a curated record